Molecule: messenger RNA, 1538 nt
Organism: Emiliania huxleyi CCMP1516
Lineage: Eukaryota; Haptophyta; Isochrysidales; Noelaerhabdaceae
Product: dihydroorotate dehydrogenase
Exons: 2
Coding region: 1-1308 (435 amino acids)
Biological process (GO): pyrimidine ribonucleotide biosynthetic process; 'de novo' pyrimidine nucleobase biosynthetic process
Cellular component (GO): cytoplasm
Molecular function (GO): dihydroorotate dehydrogenase activity
Source: RefSeq, a predicted model, not a curated record
AUGCUUCGUCGCACCGCCUCCGCGUGCGCCGCCGGUGGCGUCCUCGCGGCCGGCGCCUAUGCGGCGCAGGGCGGCGACGAGGGCCGCCGCUCCGUCCUGCUCGGGCUGGCGCGCGCUGACGAGCAGCUCCGCCCCGCUCUGGCCGCUCUGCUUCCGGCAGAGGCGUUUGUGGCACUGUACUCGGCAUCUCGCACGCCCUUCCUCGGUGCGCUCGCUGCGUCGGCCGGCUGCGGCGCCCUCCCGUCGGCACCGUCGAUCGGCCUCCGCGCAAUGGGCCUGAGCUUCCGCAACGACCUGGGCAACGCGGCGGGCCUCGACAAGGACGGCACGCUGCUCGACUUCAACUAUGCGCUCGGCGCGGGCUACGCGGUCGUCGGCACCGUGCUCAGCGACCCUCACUCCGGCAACCUGUUCGACUUCCUCGGCGGCCUCUGGCGCGGCAACGCGUGGACGCCGCUGCCUUCGUCGGGUGGCGCGCUCAACUCGCUCGGCCUCCCGUCCAAGGGUGUGGAGCCGGCGCUCCGCAACAUCGCCGCUUUCCGGGAGCGGCACGGCGUGCCGCCGCAGCGCGCCGAGCACGGCAGGCCUGCCGGCGACGGCGGCGCAUCAUUCCCGGUCGGAGUGUCGAUCAUGGGUCAUCCAGCGCAUGGCGAUCCCGCCGACAAGCUGGAGGGGGUGCUGCGCUGCGUGCGCCUCUGCCUGCCGCUGGCCGACUUCAUCGAGAUCAACGAGUCGUGCCCGAACGUGCACCACGGCGGCGGCCACGGCGGCGACGCGACGGCAGAGCUGCGGAAGCGCCUCGAGGCGAUCGUCGCCGAGCGCGACGCCGCGGCGCGGGGCGGCGGGCGGCGUGUGCCGCUGCUCGUCAAGCUCGGCGACCUGGGGGAGGCAGAGGGGACGGUGCGAUUCCUCUCGAGGCUCGGCAUCGACGGCGUCGUCGCGCUCAACACGCAAAAGGACUACGCGUCCUUCGAGCUGCCUCCCGCCGACCGCGCCCUCCUGGACAGCUACACGGCGCGCUACGGCGGCGGCCUCAGCGGGCCUCCCAUCCUCGACCGCUCGAGCGCGCAGGCGGCGGCGGCGCAGGCGGCGGUGCGCGAGCUCGGCCUGGCGGGCAGGUUCGUCGUCGUGCAUGUCGGCGGCGUGCAGAGCGCGGCGGACGUGCAGCGCAGCCGCGCGACGGGCGCCGAGCUGCGGCAGUGGUACACCGGGCUGAUGCACGGCCUCGCGCGCCCCGAGCCGGACUUGCUCUACGAGCGCGUCACCGCGCCUGAGCGGCACCAGCGCCUCCGCGCGGCGAUGCGGUGAGGGCCUGUGCCCCGGCAGACGGCAUCGCGGGCUCGGAAGAGCGACAGUCGUACUUUCUCUCUGCAUGCGCCGACUUAUCUACUUGUACAGUACACCGCAUGCAUGCGCCCGCGCGUGUCCCCGGUCGUCCGCCGCGGGAGUGCGGUUCUUCGAUCGCGUGGCGUAGGUCGACGCGGCGCAACCAGGGACUUUUCUUUGCGUUCUUGUACUCAGUAAUGACACGAUACUGU